This is a messenger RNA of Dibothriocephalus latus, 2196 nucleotides long. The record is from the annotation of a GenBank genome assembly. NCBI's taxonomy places the organism in Eukaryota, Metazoa, Platyhelminthes, Cestoda, Diphyllobothriidea, Diphyllobothriidae.
AUGAACAAACAAGUCAAUCCGUGGGAGGUUCUUUACUGUACUUUUGAGAUUAGUGAAGCAGCAGUAGCUUGUGGUCGACAACACGACAACUUGGAGCUGGCACAGCAAGAAUCGAGCACUACUGACAUUAGCGGUUGCAAACAGUCACGUGCUAAUUCCGCAGGUUCUGUUUCCAUCUCGAGACACAAUCUUGGGAGUGUAUCCUUAAAUUUAAAUCCAGGAAGCAAGCACACUUUGGAAGAAUCCCCCGAUAGCAAGUGCCUCUCAAUUGGGUCUGUUUCACAAGACGCUCUGGAUAUAUCGAAGAAGCCCACACAUAAAUUCCAAACGCUGAAAGCAAAAAAGUGCAAAGACGUCAACCCAGACCUUGAGGCAAUGCUACAUGAGUGCUUUUCAUCUCUGUCAAAAGAUCUGGGUAUGGAAACUACACACUUGAGCAGUCAUGAAACAACAGAGACCAAUGACCGCCAGAACGCCUGCACGACGCCAGAGGUGGUUCAUCAAUCUACGUCAAAUUGUUCAAACUCAUUUUACACAAACUUAUGUGCGGAUAAUGCAUUGACAGCUACGAACGAGUGUAACCCCAAGGACCGUGGCUUUUUCGAUUUUUACGAUUUCUUCCCAGAUAAUCCCGAAUUCCUUAAUAAGUGUGACUUAGACUUCGUUGAUGGAAUGUCGGAGUUGAAAACUAACCUGAAACCUGCACAAAACUACAAUAAUUUUGAUAUUGGAGCGACAAAACAGCAUGAUUUUCCAUCCUCGGCGGAUGAAGUACGGUUGUCACCGUGUGAAACUCAUGGGCAAGAUACCAUGAAGAGCAGUUGUUAUGCAAAGAGCACGAUGGAGUACGAACCCGCGCUCCGGGAUCCAGAACCCUACUCUAGUCAUGGAAAAUCAGAGGCGUCCGAUGGUCAGUCUCACAUGCUCGAGACUCCAUCACCUGAUUUUUUCACCUUGCUCUCGGCCUCUUCGUCCUCAACCUAUUCCGUUGAUUCCAAUGUGUUUAGUGGGACCGAGGCUAGCUCAUCAGAAAUCAAGUUUGAUUCAAGUUGUGCAUUUCAAAACUCGAAGAGUUUUAGCAUUGAAGACGCACGUUCGCCCCUUUCUAACAUGCCCGUACUCGUAAGAUUCAGCAAUAAUAACGGCAGUAGGCUAUCGGGCGAGAACGAUGUCGAGGUGGAGCAGGCGGUGGCUUCAAUUGUCGAGGAUGCUUUAGAAAUGGACGAGACUGACGGUGGUAGCGUUGCUCCGGCUGAUCCUAGGCACAACACGACUGCUACGACGGCCGCAACCAGUGUCAUCUCUUCUACUCCGAGCGAAAACAUCAAUAACAAAUGUCCAGAGAACCCAAGGAAUGUCAGCAGCAUGAUGUGCUUUACGCCUCCAUCCGACGAACUCACGUCUGAUGACCUACUUAAACACCCAAAGGCAUCCAGUGUUCCGUCCUUCCCAAUCAUGGACUAUACUUUUCCAACAACCUGCAGUUCUGACGGCACUUUGCCAUUGCUCUCCCCUGUUACUAGUACAAGUGGGAUCGAUUCAGCCACGUCCUCCAGCUUUUUAAACUCUUCUCCACUGAAGCUAGCUGAUCCAGUAGUGUCACUAGCCAUUUGGAAUUCCAAUCUCAGCGAUCUGAACACGGCUGGGUCCCAGCAGCCAGUGGCCGGUGGCGACGCUACCGAUUUAGACUCUGAUAUUUGGGAGUCAUUGGAACUGCAAAAUUAUGUCUGUGGUGACACUGAUAGUUCAGAUGAUAUAUCUGGCUUGAAGUCUAGCGAUCUGUUGACAGGGUUGGAUCCUUUCCUGUCUGCUGAUUCAGAAGCAGCCAUGCCACAGUGCGAUUUCCAGACUUCCAUGAUGUCCUUGACGGAAGGACAGGGGGAGGACAAUAAAAACGGAGAGGGCCUUAUGCAAUCCACACCCGUUGCAUGGGAUGUACCUGUUACUUUACCUUCCGCUGAACCAGUGAAGGCCAUUGCACCAAGCGACUCAAAGAUGGUCAAGGCUGAAACAAACAGCGGAAAGUCGCGUCGAUCCAACGAAGGACUUAAUGGAUCACUUCCUCUUCACCUCUAGCAGGCAUUUGUUCCCAAAUUUAUUCUCAUAAAAGUGUCCAUUGAGCGAAUGACCAAUCCUUACGUAGGAUUCCACAAGUACGAGACAGAUCUGCCGCAUGCUACCGUUCGGUUCCCGUGA